AUGGCACAAGUUAUUUCAAACUCCGGGCAUGAUGAUAUGAUUCACGAUGCAGUCCUAGAUUACUACGGCCGGCGACUUGCAACAUGCUCUUCCGAUAAGACAGUAAAGAUCUUUGAGGUAGAGGGCGAAUCGCAUCGUCUCACAGAAACCCUCAAAGGUCACGAAGGCGCCGUUUGGUCGGUCUCAUGGGCGCAUCCAAAGUACGGCAAUAUCCUCGCAUCUGCCAGCUACGAUGGCAAAGUCUUCAUUUGGCGCGAACAAGGCACGACGUGGACCAGAGUCUUCGAUUUCGCUUUGCACACUGCAUCCGUAAACAUCAUCUCCUGGUCACCACACGAAUCUGGUUGCUUGCUUGCAUGCGCUUCUUCUGAUGGCAUGGUUUCUGUUCUCGAAUUCAAGGAUAACUCGAUGGACCACAAGAUCUUCCACGCGCACGGCAUUGGAGUCAAUUCUGUUUCCUGGGCACCAAGCACAAGUCCUGGUUCGCUGGUUUCGAGCGCAGGCGGUCAGGGAGGCGUACGAAGAUUUGUUACAGGAGGAAGCGACAAUAUGCUGAGACUUUGGAGCUUCGAUGCUGCGUCGCAGAACUACACACAGGAGCGAGAGCCAUUGACGGGUCAUACAGAUUGGGUUCGUGACGUAGCCUGGUCCCCUACAGUCCUCCAAAAGAGCUAUAUCGCGUCUGCCAGUCAGGAUAAGACGGUUCGGAUCUGGACGAGUGAUCCUAGCCAACCAGGUGUGUGGAACAGCAAGGUCUUGAAUUUUGACGUGGUACUCUGGAGAGUUAGCUGGAGUUUGAGCGGGAACGUAUUGGCAGUCAGUGCAGGAGAUAAUAAAGUCAGUCUGUGGAAGGAGAACCUGAGGGGAGAGUGGGAAUGUGUGAAGACUAUCGAGGAGUGA
This is a messenger RNA of Cadophora gregata, 900 nucleotides long. RefSeq names its product GTPase-activating protein S13 (gene SEC13). The record is from RefSeq and is a predicted model, not a curated record. Bases 1 to 900 code for a protein of 299 amino acids. Gene Ontology annotation, molecular function: protein binding; structural molecule activity. Gene Ontology annotation, biological process: COPII-coated vesicle budding; protein import into nucleus; positive regulation of TOR signaling. Lineage: Eukaryota; Fungi; Ascomycota; Leotiomycetes; Helotiales; Ploettnerulaceae. Gene Ontology annotation, cellular component: COPII vesicle coat; nuclear pore outer ring. The transcript is spliced from 3 exons.